Molecule: messenger RNA, 2549 nt
Organism: Alnus glutinosa
Lineage: Eukaryota; Viridiplantae; Streptophyta; Magnoliopsida; Fagales; Betulaceae
Product: 30-kDa cleavage and polyadenylation specificity factor 30
Exons: 7
Coding region: 174-2246 (690 amino acids)
Biological process (GO): mRNA splicing, via spliceosome; regulation of mRNA splicing, via spliceosome
Cellular component (GO): nucleoplasm
Molecular function (GO): mRNA binding; metal ion binding; N6-methyladenosine-containing RNA reader activity
Source: RefSeq, a predicted model, not a curated record
CUGCUAUCAUUGACUAAUUUCAAUUCUCUCCGGUGUUUAACGCAAGACCCAGGAACCCCGUAACUCUAAUUCCUCCGUUCAGAUCAAACCAAAAAUGUUCUCCAAAACCCUAAUUCUCUAACCAACAUAACCACCACUAACAAAAAUCCACAUACAUUCAAAGAAUCCCCUCAAUGGAGGACUCGGAGGGAGUUCUCAGCUUCGACUUCGAGGGCGGCCUGGACGCCGGUCCCGCCGCCAACGCUGCCGCGACGUCGGGGCCGCACAUUAUUCAUGCAGAUUCCGCCGCCAGUGCAGCCACCAACGCCAACGUGGCCGCAGCGGGAGCCGGCGCAACAGCGGAGGGCGGAGUGGGGGGCAACGCGGGGUUGGGGCGGCGGAGCUUCAGGCAGACGGUGUGCCGGCACUGGCUGCGCAGCCUGUGCAUGAAGGGAGACGCCUGCGGCUUCCUCCAUCAGUACGACAAGUCGCGGAUGCCCGUGUGCCGCUUCUUCCGGCUCUACGGGGAGUGCCGCGAGCAGGACUGCGUGUACAAGCACACCAAUGAAGACAUCAAGGAGUGCAACAUGUACAAGUUGGGUUUUUGUCCAAAUGGUCCUGACUGUCGGUAUCGCCAUGCAAAACUGCCUGGACCUCCCCCUACUGUCGAAGAGGUCCUUCAGAAGAUUCAACAUUUAAGUUCUUACAACUAUAACUCUUCGAACAGAUUUUUUCAACAACGGAAUGGUGGUUUCACACAACAAGCAGAAAGACCUCAGUUUCCACAAGGUCCCAACACUGCUAAUCAAGGUUUGGUUGGAAAAACUUCAACAAUUGAGUCUGCCAAUGUCCAGCAGCAGCAACAGUCCCAACAGCAGGUCAGCCAGAACCAGAUACAAAAUGCUCCAAAUGGCCUGCCUAAUCAGACAAGCAGAACGGCUACACCUUUGCCUCAAGGAAUAUCUAGGUAUUUUAUUGUUAAAAGUUGCAACCGUGAAAAUUUGGAAUUAUCUGUACAACAAGGAGUAUGGGCAACUCAAAGGAGCAACGAAGCUAAACUAAAUGAAGCUUUUGACUCUGCUGAAAAUGUGAUUUUGAUUUUCUCAGUCAACCGGACUCGACAUUUCCAGGGUUGUGCCAAGAUGAUAUCAAGAAUUGGUGGUUCUGUAGGUGGAGGCAACUGGAAAUAUGCACAUGGAACUGCACAUUAUGGCCGGAAUUUCUCUGUUAAAUGGUUAAAGUUAUGUGAAUUGUCCUUCCACAAAACUCGCCAUCUACGGAAUCCAUUCAAUGAGAACUUACCAGUGAAGAUAAGUAGGGACUGUCAGGAGCUAGAGCCUUCUGUUGGUGAGCAGUUGGCUUCCUUGCUUUAUCUUGAGCCAGAUAGUGAACUUAUGGCAAUCUCGAUUGCUGCUGAAACAAAACGAGAGGAGGAGAAAGCAAAGGGAGUCAAUCCGGACAACGGAGGAGAAAACCCAGAUAUUGUCCCCUUUGAGGACAACGAAGAAGAGGAAGAAGAAGAAAGUGAAGAAGAGGAGGAGAGCUUUGAGCAGGUUCCUGGGGCAGCAACUCAGGGCAGAGGAAGAGGCCGGGGAAUUAUGUGGCCCCCUCACAUGCCGCUAGGACGUGGAGCCAGACCUAUGCCUGGGACGCAGGGUUAUCCCCCUGUAAUGAUGGGUGCUGAUGGGUUAUCUUAUGGACCUGUUACACCUGAUGGGUUUCCUAUGCCAGAUAUUUUUGGUGUGGGCCCCCGUGCUUUUGCACCAUAUGGUCCAAGAUUCUCUGGUGAUUUUACAGGUCCCACACCUGGCAUGAUGUUUCGUGGGCGGCCUUCGCAACCUGGUGUAUUUCCAGGUGGUGGAUUUGGAAUGAUGAUGGGUCCAGCGCGUGGUCCCUUUAUGGGAGGGAUGGGGGUUGUAGGUACAAAUCCAGGUCGACCGGGCCGGCCAAUGGGAAUGCCCCAAAUGUUUCCACCACCACCACCGCCAUCCUCUCAAAACGCCAAUCGGGUUGUGAGGAGAGACCAGAGGGUUAAUGAUCGGAAUGACAGGUAUGGUGCAGGUUUAGAGCAAGGCAAGGGUCAAGAGAUGCCGAGUCCGGGUGGUGGGCAAGAUGAUGAGACACAGUAUCAAUAUGGUGCUGGUAAUAACUUCAGAAAUGAUGAGAGUGAAAGUGAGGAUGAGGCACCAAGGCGGUCAAGGCAUGGAGAAGGGAAGAAGAAGCGGCGGGGCUCAGAAGGAGAUGUUACCACUGCCUCUGAUCACUGACAGAUGCCACCAGCUGAGCAGCAAAAUGAGUGACGUUACUAACCAGGGAGGCCAUGCAUGUUCCUCAUGCUUACCUGCUCCUCUUGGAAACAUGAUCAAAUUCAAAUUCUUCAUGAGUUCUUUUGUUGUAUUUGAGAACGUAGGGUGCUGAAUUUUUGUCCUCUUUAAAUUAUUUUAAAGUGUUUGAAUUUGUUGCUAGGCUGUGCUAUAUUUUAAUGUAACAAAUCAUGGGAAGGGCGAUGAACAGAUGAGGGUACUUAAUAUUGAUCUAUACUAACGUACAUGUAAAUAAAUUUUAGAAAA